AUGAGAAAUUUAUAUAAUUAUCCACUUACAUACCCAUUUAUUCAUCUCGAUAAAUAUGCAACUGUUCAACCAAAUGUACAACAGUUUUGGAAACGUCGUUUCUUUGAACUUCGCGGCAAGACACUCUAUCUUUUCCGAGAUGAAACUGAUAAACUUCCUAUUUCUAAACUUGAACUUGAUGGACAAGUCACUGGCGUAACAGAUGCACAAUCUGAGGUUUUAAUACUUAAUUCCUUUAAAGUCGAUUUUCGAUCGUCAGAACCAUAUUAUUUCUUCUCUGAUGACAAAAAGAAUAAGGAAUUGAUUGUUGCAGCUAUAGGCAGAUAUGCUAAAUAA
Molecule: messenger RNA, 336 nt
Organism: Dentiscutata erythropus
Lineage: Eukaryota; Fungi; Glomeromycota; Glomeromycetes; Diversisporales; Gigasporaceae
Source: the annotation of a GenBank genome assembly